Symphalangus syndactylus (siamang) is the source of this 33208-nucleotide messenger RNA. RefSeq names its product G protein-coupled receptor 52 (gene GPR52). Gene Ontology annotation, molecular function: G protein-coupled receptor activity. Gene Ontology annotation, cellular component: membrane. NCBI's taxonomy places the organism in Eukaryota, Metazoa, Chordata, Mammalia, Primates, Hylobatidae. Gene Ontology annotation, biological process: G protein-coupled receptor signaling pathway. The record is from RefSeq and is a predicted model, not a curated record.
AUAAAAAAUUAAAUGCCUGUGAUGUAUCAUGUAAUAAAGUUAUACAGUUUGGGCUGUUACAAGUAAUUCUAUAUAAUGAUUCCUCCUAGAUAUUUUCUGAUUAGCAUUCAUCAGCUGAAAGCAGAAGGAGGCAGCUGAUGAUUGUAAAAAAAAAAAAUGGCAAUAAUAAGAUACCUAAUGACCCCGAAAAUGAAGAGAAUUAUGCCUAAUUUAAAAACAAAGAAUGCUUUAUAUAGGAAACUAUGUAAAUAUAUAUUAGUACUCUUGUGUCAGUAAAGCUUCACAUUAUAAAUGUGUUCAUAUUAUAAUCCUGUCGGAAAAAAGUAUGGGAAGAAAGAAAAGUAAGGAAGCUGGUACAGUCAGCCAGGUGUGGUGUGUCAUAUCUGUAAUCCCAGCACUUUGGGAGACCGAGGCGGGUGGAUUACUUGAGGUCAGGAGUUCAAGACCAGCUUGACCAACAUGGUGAAACCCUAUCUCUACUAAAAAUACAAAAUUAGCCAGGUGUGGUGGUGCGUGCCUGUAAUCCCAGCUACUUGGGAGGCUGAAGCAGGAGAAUUGCUUGAACCUGGGAGGCGAAGCGAAGGUUGCAGUGAGCCGAGAUCGUGCUAUUGCACUCCUGCCUGGGCAACAAGAUCGAAACUCUGUCUCAAAAAAAAAAAAAAAAAAAAAAAAAAAAAAGUAGCUAGUACAGUCAGUUGCUAAAAAGAAAAAACUACUUUGUUUGAGCUGCUGAAGCUUUUUUUUUUUUUUUUAAGUUGGUGGAAAGAAAGAGGGAGGCUUAGUGGGUCAAAGGCACUGCUUCUGAAGCUCUUCAUCUCAUGUUUUCAUCUCCCUUUAGAAGCAUGUGCAAUUAUGGAUUAUUUACAGUAUUUGUAGAUUCAAAUAGCUACCAGUGAUUAUUUUUGGAAACAAACUAAAGGGAUUUAGUAUGUGAAAUUUUCUGAAUGAUAUUUUUUGCCAUUUUCCUAAUUUUAGAAAUAUUAUGAUUCAAAACUGCUUCAAAUAUGUGUAAUGGCUAUACUUUUUCAAUGGUUUGGUAGUAAAGCUUAGCAUUUAACUUUUCUUUACAAGGAAUGUGGGACCUAUCUACAUUCAUGAAUAUUUAUCAAAUAUAAUUUUAUUUUAAAUAUUUAUUUUUCUUGUGCUAGAGAAUAUUAUAUCUGAUUUUGAUUCAUUUUAAUACUAUUAUCUCUGAAAGUCAAAAUAUUUCCCUAUAAAAUAGGACUUUCUAGCCUUUCGUAUAAAAUUUAAAUAUUGCCUUUUCAUCCUUAAACAUAAUAUUCACUUGAAAAUCGUUAUUCUAAUGUAUCUUACAAACGUCUCAUUUCUGGUAAUGAGAAAUACACUUACCGUUCUAUAUUCACCUAAACCUCCGAAGAUUUUGGCAGUAACAUGGUUUUCUCUGAAAGGCAGUUCAACAUGGAGGAAAGAAUAGGACCUUCUACUCUUUAGAAAUAAUUUUUUCCAACUUUUAUUUUAGAACCAGGGAGUAGAGAUCAUUUUUAUAAUUAAUAAUACAUAAUAGUUAUAUAUGGGGUACAUGUGAUAUUUUGAUACAUGCAUACAAUGUGUAAUGAUCAAAUCAGGGAAAUUGGGACAUCUAUCAUCUCAAACGUUUAUGACUUAUUGUGUUGGUAGCAUUCUAACUUCUUUUCCAGUUAUUUUGAAAUAUACAGUAAAUUGUUAACUAUAAUCUCCCCACUACAACCACUAGAACUUACUCCUUCUAUUUGACUGCAUUUUUGUAACCAUUAUCCAGCUUCUUUUCAUUCCUUUUUCCCUACCCUUCCCAGCCUCUGAGAACAAUCAUUUUACUCACUACUUCGAUAAGAUCAACUUUUUUAACUCCCACAUGUGAGUGAGAGUAUGCAAUAUUUGUCUUUCUGUGCCUGGUUUAUUUCACUGAAUAUAAUGUCCUCCAGUUCCAGUCAUGUUGCUGCAAAUGUAAGAAUUUCAUUCUUUUUUAUAGUUGAAUAAUAUUUUAUUGUGUAUACAUAUUGCUUUUUUUCCCCACCUAUUCAUGUCUUGAUGGACACUUAGGUUGAUUCCAUAUCUUGGCUAUUGUGAAUAGUGUUGUAAUAACAUGGUAGUGCAUUUAUCUGUUUGACAUUGCUAAUUUCCUUUCUUUUGGAUAUAUACCCAGCAGUGGCAUUGCUAGAUCAUAUGAUAGUUAUAUUUUUAAAUUUUUGAGUAACUUCCAUACUGUUUUCCAUAAUGGCUAUUUUAGUUUUACAUUCCCCCAAUAGUGUAUGAGUGUUCUGUUUUCUCUGCAUCCUCACCAGCGUUUGUUACUUUUUGUCUUUUUGAUAAUAGCCAUAUUAACUAGGUAAGAUUGUAUCUCAUUAUAGUUUUGUAGUUUUGAUUUCGUUUGCCAGAUGCAAAAUGAGUAAUAUUUCAUAUACCUCUUGGCAAUUUGUAUGUCCUCCUGUGAGAAAUGUUGAUUCAGAUCUUUUGCUGACUUUUUAAUAGUUUUUUUCUGAUUAUUAAUCACUUGUAAGAUGGGUAGUUUGCAAAUAUUUUCCCAUUUUUUAGGUUGCCUGUUCACUGUAUUGAUUAUUUUCUUUGCUGUGCGGAAGCCUUUUAGCUUAAUAUCAUCCUGUUUGUCUAUUUUUGUUUUGUUGCCUGUGCUUUUGAGGUCUUACUCAAAUAGUCUUUGCCAAAACCAAUGUCCUGAAGCAUUUCCCCAGUGUUUUCUUGUAUUAGCUGCAUAGUUUCAGGUCUUACCUUUAAGUUUUUAAUCAACUUUAACUGGAUUUUUGUAUAUGGUGAGAGAUAGGAGUCUAGUUUUAUUUUUCUGCAUAUCGAUAUCCAGUUUUUCCAGCAGCAUUGAUGGAAGACACUGUCUUUUCAACAGUGUAUUUUCUUGGUGCCUUUCCUGAAUUUAGGUUGACUAUAAAUGUGUAGAUUUAUUCUGGGUUCUCUGUUCUGUUCCAUUGGUCUAUGUGUUUUUAUGCCAAUAUCAUGCUGUUUUGGUUACUAUAACUUUGUAGUAUAUUUGGAGUCAGGUAGAGGGGUGCCUCUAGCUUUGUUCUUUUUUCUUAGGAUUGCCUUAGCUAUUCAGCGUCUUUUGUAGUUCCAUAUGAAUUUUAGGGUUUUUUUUUCUAUUUAUUUGAGUGUCAUUGUUAUUUUGAAAGGGAAUGCAUUAAAUCUGUAUGUUGCUUUGGGUGAUAUUGUCCUUUUAACAAUAUUAAUUCUUCCAAUCCAUGAACAUGGCAUAUCUUUUUAAUGUGUUGUUUGGUUUGCUAGUAUUUUGUUAAGGAUUUUUGAGUCUAUGUUUCUCAGGGAUAUUCGCCUCCUAUAAUUUUUUUUGUUGUAUGUGUCCAUCUCUGCUUUUGGUAUCAAGAUAAUGCUGGCCUCAUAGAAUGAGUUUGGAAAUAUUCCCUCCUCUUAACUUUUUAAGAAUAGUUUUAGUAGAGUUGAUAUUAGUUCUUCUUUAAGUGUUUGACAGAAUUCAGCAGUGAAGCCAUCAAGUUCUGGGCAUGUCUUUGAUGGGAGACUUUUUAUUAUUGCUUCAAUCUCUUUACUCAUUAUUAGUCUGUUCAGAUUUUCUGUUUCUUCGUGGUUCAAUCUUGGUAGAUUGUAUGUGUCCAGGAAUUUAGCCAUUUUUUCUAGGUUUUCCAGUUUGUUGGCAUAUAUAUUUUUCACAAUAGUCUCCAAUGAUUCUUUGUAUUUCCAUGGAGUCAAUUGUAAUGUCUUUUUUUCAUCUUCGAUUUUAUUUAUUUGAGUCUGCUUUCUUUUUUGCUUAGUCUAGCUAAGGGUUUGUUGAUUUUGUUUAUCUUUUCAAAAAAUCGAGUUUUUGUUUUGUUGAUCUUUUUAUGUUUUUUAGAUCUCAACUUCUGCCCUGCUCUUUAUUAUUCCUUUCAUUCUACUAAUUUUGGGUUGGUUUGUUCUUGCUUUUAUAGUUUUUUGAGGUGUAUCAUUAGGUUAUUUAUUAGAAGUCUUUCUACUUCUUUGGUUAGGCAUUUAUUUCUAUAAGUUUCUGUGUUAUUAUUGCUUUUGCUGCAUCUCAUAGGUGUUGGUAUGUUGUGUUUCCAUUUUUAUUUGUUUAAGAACUUUUAAAAUUCUUCUCUUAAUUUCUUCAUUGACCCAUUGGUCAUUCAAGAGCAUAUUGUUCAAUUUCCAUGUAUUUGCACAGUUUCCAAAGCUCCUCUUGUGAUUUUUAGUUUUUUUCCAUUGCAGUAAGAUACUUGAUAUGCUAGUAAUCAUUUUUAUAAAAUCUGAAAUUAUUCUAAGACAUUUUCUGACCAGCAGCCAUCAGAAGAAAGAAGAGAGUGGGGUUUUUAUUUGUUUGAUUCUUGUAUUUUUGCUUAUUUAUGGUUCAGGGAGUACAUGUACAGGUUUGUUACAUGGGUAAAUUGUAUACAAAUGAUUUCAUCACCCAGGUAGUAAGCAUAGUGAGCGUAGUACCUAGUAGGUAGUUUUUCAGUCCUCUCACCCUCCACCUUCCCUGUGGAGUCAGGCCCAGUGUCUAUUGUUCUCCUCUUUGUGUCCAUGUGUACUCAGUGUUUAGCUCCCACUUAUAAGCGAGAAUAUGCAGUAUUUGGUUUUCUGUUUUUGCAUUAAUUUGCUUAAGAUAAUGGCCUCUAGCUGCAUCUGUGUUGCUGCAAAGGACAUGAUUUUGUUCUUUUUAUGGCUGCAUAGUACUUCAUGGUGUAUAUGUACCAUGUUUUCUUUAUUCAGUCCAUUGUUGAUAGGCAUCUGGAUUGAUCCAUGUGUUUGCUAUUGUGAAUAGCGCUGCAGUGAACAUAUGACUGCAUGUAUCUUUUUGGUAGAAUGAUUUCUAUUCUUUUGGGUUGAAUGGAAGUUCCGUUUUGUAUUUUUGAGACAUCGUCAAACUGCAUUUCACAGUGGCUGAACUAAUUUACAUUCCUACCAGCAUUGUAUAAGUGUUCCCUUUUUUCCACCACCUUGCCAACAUCUGUAAUUUUUUCACUUUUUAAUAACCAUUCUGACUGGUGUGAGAUGGUAUCUCAUUGUGGUUUUGAUUUGCGAUUUUUAGCCUUAAGAAUAAUAAUAACCUAUUUCAGUCCCAUUUUCACAAGUCUGUAAUUAUAGGCAAGUUAUACUUACUAUCUCUAGUAUCUGCUUUCUUCAUUUUGAAAAUGAUCAUGAUAAUACCUACUUCGUAGAGUUUUAAGAUUUUUAUAAAGGAAAAGUAUAUAAUGCACACAGCACAAUGCUUGGCAUAUAGAAAGUACUCAACAAAUGUUAGUUAUCUUCCAUUUUAUCUUAAUUUUCCUGGUGUAUUUUAAUUCUGACAUAAUUUGUAAAUUAGUUCUAAGUCACUUUUAAGAAAAGUUCUGAUCCCAUAAGAAGUUUAAAAUAGUGGAUGUUUGUUUGUAGUAAGUCAAAAUAAUCAGAAAUGUUUUUAAUGUCCAUCAAAUAUUUGAUUAAAUUAAUUUGCAUUGUUCUAAUUUAGGUAUGUGUAGCUCAAGCACUUAGAACAAAUUUCUUUGACCAUUUGACCUUUUUUUCAUACUAGGAUAAAAAGUGGAUAAGCAAUGUUUCUAUUUAUUCUAAUUUCUAUGCUCUUUUGAGAUCAUAUUUGACCUUCAGUAUUGCCCUGAAUAGAUUUUGGUACAGUAGUGUUAGUUCUAUUGCUUUGUUUGUACAGUUAAAUACAUCAAACUCAGGAAUUUUUUGUGGGGGUGGUGGGGAUUGGAGAGAUUAGUAAAUGAUUUCUAAGUUCUGUUAAUUAAAAUAUAACUAUGUAUUUUAGAGAGAAGUUAGUAGUCAUAUCACUUUAGUUCAUGAAGACUUGGCAGAUUUUUAAUAAUUAAUAAGUUUUUUCUGCCAAUGAGCAUUAGAUUACUGCUGACUUUUUAGUGUCAUAGUACCUUGUAGUAGUUUCUUUACAGGGUUUACAGGAGUAUGGCAGUUUAUUUUUUCUGUGCUGUCCAUAGGAAAUAAUCUUUUCAAAUGCUAUAAGGAGAAUACCUUGAGAAGUUCAUAAAUGCCUUAAUAUAUUAUAAAGAUCGGUCAGUUCCAUUGUCUUCUUUUGUCAGUCUUGAUCGGAGCUUGCCGAGUAAGUCUAUAAGCCUGCAUGUGCCUGGCAACUGUUACCUAGUGACAGUUUCAGCUGCAGUAGCCAUUGGCUGUGCUGUUGAUUGGGGCAGGAGGGCCGAGUCACCUUUCUGAUGGUGAGUUUUUCUGCAUCAGCCCAGGAUGAGGAGGAGGAGGAGGAGGGCUUGGGCUCAGGUGGAGGCAUUGAUGCUGAGAGAUUGUGAAGAAUAUACUGACAGCAUCCUUGUAGCUGCAUCACAGUAAAUCGGACUUCUGAAUCAAGCAGCCCAGCCUAGCAGCUGAUAAGAGUGAAUGUAGGUGAGAAGCAUUACCUUAUUCCUAUAACAAGAGAACUAUUUUGUGAUAAGUGAAACUAGGAAUGUACAAGAAGAAAUAUCCUAUGGCUAUUAUAACAGAAGAAGGACUUGCCUGAAUGACUUGGUGGUGCACCAGAAAAUAACUUUCAGAAGAAUGCUUUCUGUUAAGCUGCUGCAUUGUUCCUGGAGGAAAUGUUAUUUCUAAUGCAUGUUAUUUCUUCAAAAGAUAGGAUAACAAUGACAAGAGACUCUCUGAAAUGACUUCACUUUUAAAAAAUACUUUGGCAAAUGUUAACCUGAUAUCAAAAUGACCUUGGAAGCAUUUUGGAUGGAUUCUAUCCUGGCAGCCUUGCAAUAUUUCAAACUCUAGGAUUUAAACUCAUCUUGAUACUUUAGAGGUAUUUUAAAAUAAGACUAUCUUGCAACCAACCUAAUGGCCCCUGUGUUAAUUGAGCACUUGCUCAAAAUAGAAUACAGAAAUAGAAGAGGCAUUUUUUAACAUAUGGCUGCUACAUAACUGCAAAUGUAAUAAACAAGCUUACCCCCUUCUCUCCACCUCUUACCGUCCCCCCCCCACCCCCCGCCCGAAAGCUGAGGUGUGUCACUGCUGAACUGAGGCUGAUGAAGAGACUUGAGCACUCUCUGGGACUCUCAGCUGUGACAGAAGCACUGACACUGUCUACUGAAGCAGGUUCUGAAACACUCAUGUGCGGUGUUUAACAGAUGCUGGGCAGGGCACCUGCUUGCUGUAGCCAAGUCUGCAGGUAUCUUUAAAUUUCCAAGCCAUGAAUGAAUCCAGGUGGACUGAAUGGAGGAUCCUGAACAUGAGCAGUGGCAUUGUGAAUGUGUCCGAGCGUCACUCCUGCCCACUUGGAUUUGGCCACUACAGUGUGGUGGAUGUCUGCAUCUUCGAGACAGUGGUUAUUGUGUUGCUGACAUUUCUGAUCAUUGCUGGGAAUCUAACAGUUAUCUUUGUCUUUCAUUGUGCUCCACUGUUACAUCAUUAUACUACCAGCUAUUUCAUUCAGACGAUGGCAUAUGCUGAUCUUUUCGUUGGAGUUAGCUGCUUGGUUCCUACUCUCUCACUUCUCCACUACUCCACAGGUGUCCACGAGUCAUUGACUUGCCAGGUUUUUGGAUAUAUCAUCUCAGUUCUAAAAAGUGUUUCUAUGGCAUGUCUUGCUUGCAUCAGUGUGGAUCGUUAUCUUGCAAUAACCAAGCCUCUUUCCUACAAUCAACUGGUCACCCCUUGUCGCUUGAGAAUUUGCAUUAUUUUGAUCUGGAUCUACUCCUGCUUAAUUUUCUUGCCUUCCUUUUUUGGCUGGGGGAAACCUGGUUACCAUGGUGACAUUUUUGAAUGGUGUGCCACCUCUUGGCUCACCAGUGCCUAUUUUACUGGCUUUAUUGUUUGUUUACUUUAUGCUCCUGCUGCCUUUGUUGUCUGCUUCACUUACUUCCACAUUUUCAAAAUUUGCCGUCAGCACACCAAAGAGAUAAAUGACCGAAGAGCCCGAUUCCCUAGUCAUGAGGUAGAUUCUUCCAGAGAGACUGGACACAGCCCUGACCGUCGCUACGCCAUGGUUUUGUUUAGGAUAACCAGUGUAUUUUAUAUGCUGUGGCUCCCCUAUAUAAUUUACUUUCUUCUGGAAAGCUCCCGGGUCUUGGACAAUCCAACUCUGUCCUUCUUAACAACCUGGCUUGCAAUAAGUAAUAGUUUUUGUAACUGUGUAAUAUACAGCCUCUCCAACAGUGUUUUCCGGCUAGGCCUCCGAAGACUGUCUGAGACAAUGUGCACAUCCUGUAUGUGUGUGAAGGAUCAGGAAGCACAAGAACCCAAACCUAGGAAACGGGCUAAUUCUUGCUCCAUUUGAAGAGAGCUACAUAGUAAAUCAAAUGUAAUCUGACAGUGGUUUUGGAUCAUAUUCUAGAUUCAUCUGGAAAUUUGCCAUCAGAGAAAUAUUUACUUGAAUAGUUGACUAUAAAAUGAAGUAUGAGACUAAAAGUUUCUCUUUUUUUUUUCUUUUUCAUGGAAGAAACUAAAGGGAAGGAUGUAUAGAGGGUUAUCUCAUGAAAUAAUUAUAGCAUGUGAGUAUUAGUGUGCAGUAACAGGAAAAAUUAAGCACUGAGAUAAAAAAGAAUAUCUCAAAUCUUCUGCAGGACAUGAGCAAGCCCCUCGGCUCGGCGUUUCUGUCUUUCUGUCUGACUGUACCCUGCCUCUGUCUUUCUCAUUUUGUCCAUGUUUCUCUCACUCUUUGUGGAAGUUAUUACUUACAUAAACUGCCCUUUGUAGAAAAGUGCUACAUAUUAUAUAUGUGGCAAAGUAUAAUCUUUUGCAUCAAAGUGUACCUUUAAUCACACUAAUCUAUAAUCCAUAGGUGAUCUCUUCAUGGAGGAUGCACAGUAAGCAUUGCAUUUUAUUAUUUGCCAAACAACCCCUUUGCUUGCGUUUUUAUAAUCUUCUCUGCAGCACAAUUUUUCUGCUACAAACAAAUAGAAACAGUAUUUUUGUUUCUUCUGGGUAAAAUGACAUUUGCUUUUCCCCGGUUUCCUAACAGUCUCCUGCUUUUUUUGUCUCUUUUUCUUGAUCUGCAUCCAUUGGUACCUUACUUUAGAAGUGUCUUAGCUAUUGAAAGAAUCUACUGUAUAGAGCAUCCAUAAUGUUAAAUAAUGUAUUUCUUCCAGCAAAGCAAUCUGGUAGCUUAUUAAAUAUUUUUAAUGGCUUUUGGAAACAUUUUUAUCUGGUUCCUUUUAAAUUAGUUCAUGUGCUUAAAAGUGAUGUCUUUUUUUGCUAUAGUAAAGCUUUGUUUUUCUUUAAGAAAACCCACUAGUAAUUGUAAUGCAGAUGCAGGGUACUCACCCAGCAGUGAGGUAUUACUCGUAAGGGUUCUUAGAAUGCCCUUUUUAAAAAUAAGUAAAUAAAAUAAAACAUGAAUCUUUUUUGUGUUAGGUCUACAAUAGUUUACUGUUGUGUCCACCAGUUAGUCAUUUGUGUGAUAUGCGUUUGCACAUACUAUAUUUUCAACAGCAAAGAAAAUAUAAAUUAUGUUAUCUGUGCCUAAUGUUUUCUUAGCAAAAUAUAUAGAUCAAUGUUGUUUAAGUUGUCAACAUUGGAAAAAAUAUAUACAAAAACUUAUUUUAAGAGAGAAAUACUUUUGUGUAAUUGUUAUUUAGAUAUUUAUAUUAGACAAAGCUGCAUUUUUAGUGCUGCUGAGAAUAUAAUAUACUUAAUUAUCAAAUACAGAUAAGAGCUGACAGUAUUUUCUUUUGUAAUGAUCUGUUUUCAAAUGCAGAGAUCAACUUAUUUUUUUGCGCGCUACAUGGGAUUGUGUGAUAAAUUGUCAGGGGUUUAGAUGUAGCAAAGUAGCAUUUGGGGAAUUAGUGAAGCAGGUAUGGGCAGUAAAACAUCUAAAUAUUACUUUUUUACCAUAAGUUUCUUGCCUGAAAGAUAUUUUAAAAUUUAUAUCAAACUACUGAGUAUUUUUCUUCUCAGCAUUUUUGAUUUCUUUGUUUUAUGAAAUGCAUUUAAUAAAAUGUGCCUAUGACUCUUCAAAUUAGAAGCCAACCAUGUUUGCACCCUGGUGGUUUGGCUUCAAAAGUCUUUUAGUAGAAAUGUUGUCAUUUUAUUGAGGUUGUUCUGAACCCCUGUAUAUUUUUAAACAUGUAAGAAAGAUUUAAAAUAAAGAAUAAAAUAAUAUUCUAUAUAUCAAAAUGAGACUUCGCCUCAGUUUAAUAAAAUGCUUAGGACAAGAGUUUACUUUUUUGGGAAUCAAAAUCUAAUUGUUUUAUACUUCUGUAGCUUGGGUUUGUAUUUAUUCUUGUCGCCUGUUUGCCAGUGGCAUCUUGGUUUAAAUGUGCCUUUUAAAUUCAGACUAGUUCAAGAAAAACAAAGUUCAAGGAAAUGUACUGCUAACAUUUCAGAUAUCACAUAUAAGACUUCAAAAUUAUACGUAUUAUUUGGGAAUCGUAUUUUUAUUUCUUUGAGGUAUAAAUAUAGUUAGAAAGGACCCAGUGGAUUCUGUGUACAGAAAGCCUGAGGCCAUGCUUACUGCAUUUUCCCCUUCUGGGUUUUCCCCAUAGUAAUUAAUAACAGUUAUAUGCCAGGCUCACUGUUCAGUUUUACAUGUGUUAUACCUUUAAUCCUCACUACAACCUUUUGAGAUAAUAGUUAUUAUUUCCACUCCAGAGAUAAGGAAACGAAAGAAAAAUGAUUAUUCGUCAGUUAACUAGUCAAUGGCAGAGGUUCCCGCCCAUCCAGUAGGCCUGGGCCAAAGCCUGUCUGCUUCACCAGUAGGCUGCACUGCUUUCACUUCAAAAGCCUUUAAAUUUUUAUACCUCUGUCUGUACCUUUUCCUUACAGUAUUUCUCUGAGUUUUAUUUAUUUUUUUCUCAUCGUAAGACUUUUGCUUGAGUUCUUUUCUUGUGAUGUCUUUUUCUUUGAUCUUACAAGUUUCUUUUAUUAAAACAGCAAUCUGAUAAGCUCAAACUUACCAGUUUAGUCUGUAAUGAAACUGAAAUUGUUGAUAUUACUUUGGUUUACUUUUGUUAUUUCCCUUGAAUACCUUUUUGAAAUCUCUAUCAAUUUCUUUUUGGAAAAAAAUUGUUUUGAAGAGGAAGAGUAGAAAAGAAAGGCUUUAUCAUAGGCUGAAAGAGGCUGAAUGAGGCAAAUUCUAAGUUUAGUUUUAUUUACUAUAGUAUUUUAUACACAACUCUAGGGCAAACCACUUAACUUCCUUUUGUCAUAUUUUAAUGUGUUUAUAUAAUAAGCUAAUCCUUAUUUUGAAACCUCUUUUUAGAUAAUAUGUUUUAAGAAUAGGAAGCAUAAUCAUUUUUCUCAUCAUUAUAUUAUAUUUUGUGGUAAUUAUCCAGUUUCGCUAUAAAAGACAGCCAAAAAACAAUGCAUUCUGUAUUCUCUUUCCUAAGGGUUCUAUUAUUUGCAUAGUUGUUUCUAGAGUUAUAGAGUGUUGGAAAGCUUCAUAAUUUACACUGUUAGUAUAUGAAACUUGGGCUGAGAUCCAGGCCCUCGUAAACUGCUUGGCCUUAGGUAAGAUACGAAAUGCUCUAAAACCUUAGUUUUGGCAUUGAUUAAAAAAUAUUAAGUCAGAGACUUGUAGCUCCCUGUUCAGCUGAAUUUGAGGACUAAAUGAAAUUUUGUAGUCUGUGUGCCCAGCAUAGCUCCUGGCACAUAAAAAAUGUUCGUAAUAUGGUAGCUGCUGUUUUUGUUUGUUUGUUUUGAGGUGGAGUCUUGCUCUGUCACUCAGGCUGGAGUGCAGUGGCACUAUCUCGGCUCACUGCAAGCUCCACCUCCUGGGUUCAUGUCAUUCUCCUGCCUCAGCCUCCCGAGUAGCUGGGACUACAGGCAGCUGCCACCACGUCCGGCUAAUUUUUUGUAUUUUUAGUAGAGCCGGGGUUUUGCCGUGUUAGCCAGGAUGGUCUUGAUCUCCUGACCUCGUGAUCUGCCCGCCUUGGCCUCCUGAAGUGCUGGGAUUACAGGUGUGAGCCACUGCACCCGGCCGGUAGCUGCUGUUUUAUUAUCUUUGUGGGUGCCAUAUUUAUUAACAUCACAACUUAAAGGUCACUAAUCCCAAUUCAAACAGAAAUAAACCAUUGAGCAUUAGGGUUUUCUAAGAUAGCAUUUCUUUUUGCAAAUCUAUUUAAACUCAAAUUUUGGGGUUAAACUCAGAUAUUUCAAGUAUAUUUCUGAAAGCUCGUUUCCCAGGAAUAGUUAUUCAUGAAGACAUCAUUUGAGAUUAAAGAUAUCCAGCAAGCAGAUGUUGAGAUGAGACAGUCAGACAUGAUUCUGAGAUUAACUUACCUCUUACUUUAUUAAACUAAAUAUGCUUAAACAUUUUAUUCUCAUUAGGGAAGUAAUAAUAGGAAGGAUUGUCCAGGGAUGUCUUGUCAUUUGUCUUUGCACUUUAAUUUUCCUCAUUUAUUAAAAUGGGAUUUGAAGUAUUUUGUCAUAUAUCUAUUUCUUGGGAGAAACAAUGAUUAAUAAGCUGAUUUGCUCCGUAGAUAACAUAAAUUAUGUGAAUUUAAAGAUAAAUGAAGUUGCCUUAAAGGACCUUUCCUCUUUUUCUCCCCACGCUAGAAGGUAAUCAUUAGAUGUGAAAAAGAUACAAUUACAUAAUAAGUAGAUAAAAAAGAUUUAGAUGUGAGAAAUCUGCUGGUGUAACAUUCUGAGCAUAGAUAGCAUGAUGUAUGUGUAGGUAGGGCCAUUUUGGUGCAUAGGAGCAUGUAUGUGUUACUGAGUCAGUGCUAUACUCUGACGUGUAGGUUCCAAAAGAUUCUCUUUUCCUUGAGCAGAAAUUAAUUUUAUUUUAGGCUAAGGGGGAUAUGUAGAAAGUGGUAAUCCUGUAACCAAAUACAUAGAUAUUGAGGAAAACAAAAUGGCUAGAAUAGAGAAAACAGUUCCCAUUUCAUGAUUUCUCAUAAAUGGAAGUUUGAUUCAGUGCUAGUCUUGCUCUGUAUUUUAAAAUACUUAUAACUGUUUUCAAUAGUGAAAGUGUUUUUUUAAAAUAUUAACAUGAUGGAAUUAAGGUUUUUCUUCAUGACUAUUUUGUUUUAAUUUUUUACAAUGAGCAUUGGUAAAAAUUUCUUUUAUAAUCAGGAAAAUUAAUAUUUGGUUAAAAAGAAUGCUGAAGGCUGGGUGCAAUGGCUCACACCUGUAAUCCCAGCACUUUGGGAGGCCAAGGUGGGCAGAUCACGAGGUCAGGAGAUCAAAGCCAUCCUGGCCAAAAUGGUGAAAUCCCAUCUCUACUAAAAAUACAAAAAUUAGCUGGGUAUGAUGAUGUGCACCUGUAGUCCCAGCCACUCGGGAGGCUGAGGCAGGAGAAUUGCUUGAACCCGGGAGGUGGAGGUUGCAGUGAGCCGAGAUCGCACCACUGCACUCCAGCCUGGUGACAGAGUGAGGCUCCAUUUCAAAAAAAAAAAAAAAAAAAAAAAAGAAGAAUGCUGAAUAUUUAAAAAAUAUUUUAACAUUUCACAAAACAGCUUAUGUUGAUACUACAAAUAACACUAUCCAAUAAUGUCUCAAUAUUGUCUUAUAAAGAUAAGUUAUAUAGUUUUUCUGAGUUCUGUCAUUAUUAUUAUUUCAGGUAGAUUUUUCCGAUAAACUUGACAACCUUCUACUUGCAAUAGUAGAUGUUCUUGACUUAUUUUUGCUUUAAUGUAAACAGUUUGAGGUAUUACUUGAUGGAUCUGAAAUGGAUCUCAAUCACUGUAGGAUUUUUUUUUUUUUUUUUUUGAGACAGAGUCUCGCUCUGUUGCCCAAGCUGGAGUGCAGUGGUGCUAUCUCCACUCACUGCAAGCUCGCCUCCCAGGUUCACGCCGUUCUCCUGUCCCAGCCUCCCGAGUAGCUGGGACUACAGGCGCCCGCCACCACUCCCAGCUAAUUUUUUGUAUUUUUAGUAGAGACGAGGUUCCACCUUGUUAGUCAGGAUGGUCUCGAUCUCCUGACCUCCUCGUGUUCUACCCACCUCAGCCUUCCAAAGUGCUGGGAUGACAGGCAUGAGCGACUGCCCCGGCCCACUGUAGGAUUUUUAAAUGCAUCAUUGAUGGCACCUUUCUGCAUUUUUCACAUCUUUAAACAACAAAAAGAUGGCCCUGCAUUAGGAAAUAGGCUCCAGCUGGUACAUUACCUGCAUUUCCUACAUAGGCAGAAUUCUCCAAAGAACAUAUUUAUGCUUUUUAAUGGUAACUUUUAUUCUGCUUUUAUAUAUGACUUUCUACAAAGGUGAAGAAAAUAACAGUAAUAAAUUUAGCAGGAGUCUGUUAUGUCUGAUAAAUAUUUAACAUGAAAGGCACAUAUCACCUUCAUUAUAGUAAAUGGAGCCAAAUUAGUUUUUGAGAUUCUAAAAUUCUAAGGUUUAAGGUGAUAAAUAUCAAGAAACAUAGUACAUAAUAGUAGAAUUCAUGAAAUGAAAAUAAUUUGCAAAAUUUUGAAAACUUCCAAAAAUGAUACUUUAUACAAAAGAAAUACCUAUCAUUGACUUAAACAUUUGACCCCAGUUUUAUUUUAUUUUCUACUUAAGCAAUUGUAAGUAAGGUUGAUGCCAGUUAAAAAUGGCAAAAUAUUUAUUAUAAAUUCAAUUAUUUUAAUUGCAAAGCACAAACAAGGUACAGAGUUGUAUGACCUGUUCUUUAGAUUUUUAAAUUUAUUUUUGGAUAAAAUGUGGACUGUAGCAAGAGAUGUGCAGUAAUUUUGUCUGAGAUUAUACAUGACACAAAGAAUGUUUAUGUACAUACUCUGUAAACUAUAGCUUUAAGAUGUUCACUUAUGUUCUUAAUAGAAUUCUAAGUUUAAUAUAAUUAUUAGUAGAUGGCAUAUUUUUACACAAAUAACCUCUUCACAAUUAUUCAUUUACUUUUUCAGGAAUUUUAUAAUUAAAAAUGCUAAAUUGGUAAGAAAUUAUUGGAAAACACUGCAAGUUGAAAUUUGGAAACACUUAUAAUGCUUUUGAACAUAUGUAAUGCUCUUGACAUUAUUAACGAGGUCUAUUCUAAAAGCUUCUGUGAGUAAACACUAUCUCAUUUCACAUAUAGGAAUCUGAGAUAAGAUUUUUAAGUGACCCUAACAAGAUCAUGUCGUUUGACAAAGAUACUACUGACCACAUGUCUUGUGCGACAAUAAUAUUGCCUGUGAUAAAGUUCUUGAAUAAUGUAUUUAUAGAUGGCUGGUAAUAGAGUGACCUGAUAUUUCUUUCUUGAGAAGAAAAUGAAGACUUACUUAUUUGAUAUAGAAGAAAUUCUAAGUGAAAUUUUUUCUUUUCAUUCGUGACAUAGGAAAAAUUAUUUUAAAGUUAACUUUAUGUUAGAGGUGUGAUUUUUGAGAUCAUAGAAAUUUUUAAUAAGAUGUAUUAUCAGCCUUGAUCAGUGUUUUAAUAUUUCUUUAAACAGUUUUUUUAUCUAUAGAGGGUAAUAAAAAAUUUACCUCUCCUUUUGAAAACACAGCAGUCAUCUACUGAAUAUAUUGAGAUAUGUAGAAUAAAUUGAACAGUGUUUGCUGUGUAUUCUAAAAACUAUAACCUUAAUGAUGAAGACAUCAAAAUCACAUUAUAUUCAUGUACCUACUUUUGGAAAGUACUAAUUUCAUAGUCAUGUACUUUAUGUUUUGAAUUUUUUUGUAAUAGAUUUGCCAUGUUGUUGAGUCAUCAUAGGUUGGAUUUUUCUCAAUCAUUAUGAUGGACAAGAUUUUGACGUUUCAGGCUAUAGUGCUUUUGUAUGUUUGUAAUCUGUAAAAUAUCAGUCAGGAAAUCAGUGAUUAGUUUGAAUUAGUGAUAUAUUAAAUAAAACCUUUUAAAUAAGUAAUUCAGUUUUAUUUCAAUGAAAUAAAUAUAGUUACAGAAAAAUUAAAGGAACUCAAAUUAGGCAAAUACAAAAUUGCCUUGUAAGUGUCCUUAGAGGAAAUCUUUCUUUAAGUCAUUUCUAGUGUCUGUAUCAGUUGAAUAAAAAUGAGUUCCACUGAGUUAUUUGAAAAGUUUAUUCUCUUAAAUAUGUAAAAUUUCCAUAACAAUUUAUGCCACUCAUUUAAAGAGUUUGUAGGAUGAAUCAUUGCAGAGUCCAAAUUUGGAUUUUAAUCUGAAUUAACCAGAUAUUUUUGCAUUUCAAAUCAAUAAAUUAGGUCAAUAAAUAUUUAUUGAUUAUGCUAUGUUAAGGGCAUAAAUUGUGGUUCUAUAAUAUUCCUGGACUCUUAAGAGUAACUCAUUGAAUUGUGUGACUCCAAUAAGCAGGAAAAUGAAUUUCUAGAAUUUGAGGGAGAGAUUGCAGAAAAGUCAUAGGAACUAUGCAGUACAUUGUAGCAUUAGAGGGAUUAAUGCAUUUUAGAAUAUGAAUUGGCUUCAAUAUUUAGCCAUGUGUUUGGAUGCUAUAGUUCUAAAGGAUACCACAGGAUAUUUGAGAAGUUAUUAAAGUGAAAGGAGAGGAAAUGUUCAAUGUUGAGAUUAGUACAAAAGUGUUGUGGGGAGAAUACACAAUAACUUUGGAAUGCAGUAUAAGAAAAAGAAAAUAUUCUUUAUGUGGAUUAUAUCUGAUUAGAGUAAAAUCAUCACUUUAGGUAUAAAUUAUAAGCUUUGAGAUUGGGACAAGAAUAUUAACAUGGGUAGAAGUAGCUUGAGGGAUUGCACAUAGGACAUGUUCUACCAACUCAGGCAUCAUCUUCUUUUUUUUUUUUUUUUUUUUUUUUUUUGAGAUGGAGUCUUGCUUUGUCACCCAGGCUGGAGAGUGAUCACCAGAGUGUCACCCAGGCAGUGGAGUGAUCUUGGCACACUGCAAUGUCCACCUCCCGGGUUCAAGUGAUUCUCCUGCCUCAGCCUCCCAAGUAGCUGAGACUACAGGUGUGUGCCACCAUGCGCAGCUAAUUUUUGUAUUUGUAGUAGAGACAGGGUUUGACCAUGUUGGCCAGGCUGGUCUCAAACUCCUGAACUCACAUGAUCCACCUGCCCUGGUCUUCCAGUGAUGGGACUACAGGUGUGAGCCACCAUGCCUGGCAUUAGGCAUCUUCUUAGACCACUUUUUCUAGAGUUGUUUUCCUAAUAUUUGUCUCGUGAUUACAAGUGAAUGUCACCAUAUGCAGGCUAUUAUGACAGGCAGGUUUUAACUUCUCUGUCAAUUAAGUUAAUCAUAAGAUGUAGGCCUAAUAUUUUUUGAAUAAUAGAAUCACUCAUUCUUUCAUUGAAGUAUUUAUCAGGUUGCUAUUGUGUGCUAGGGACUCUUCUUAAUUCUGUGUAAGAUAAGGAGGUUUCUAAGUAAAACAGAUUUUCAGUUCUCCAAGAGCACUUAGACUACAAGGGGCUAUAUGGACUUUAUAUGGAUAACUAUAGGGCAAGAUAGGAGCUGACAAAUUACAGUCCACUGACUAUUGUAGAUAUAAUUUCACUGGACCAUAGCAGCACUCAUUCAUUUAUGUAUUACCCAUGGGUGCUUUUGUGCUACAAUGGUAGAGAGUAGUUGUCAUGGAGAUGUUAUGUUCUACAAAACCUAAGUAUUUACUGCCUGGCUGUUUACAGAAAAAAAUUUGCUGACGCCUGGUAUGAGACAUUAUAAUGCCCUUUGUAUGCUACUCACAAUAGAAUGUUGUGCUUUUAUGUUUGCUAAAGGAUCUCAUACGAAGGAGUGAUUUCAACCUGAUUCAGUCAGGCAUCAGGAAAAUUUCUAGCAUAUGAGUAAGGACCUAGAUAUUGAUUCCUCCUCUAUGAUUCCAGUGGUUUGUCAACUAUAUACCUGUCUGUAAAUGAAACACAAAUCUACUUUUUCUAAUUAGUUCUUACUAUUAUAUAGUUAAUCUACAUUACUUAUAUUUAGAUUUUUCCUACUCAGGUAAAGUUCUUUGCAUAUCAAACUUAGUGUCUAGUUUCUUUAUUUAACUACUAAUAUGGCAUAAUCGUAUUUUACUUUUAAGCAUGGAGUCAGUAAUAAUUAACAUUGGAUGUAGUCUUCAAACUUCAGAAGCAUUUGUUAAACUUCUCAUCAAUAAAUGAUAAUCUCAUAGUCUAAAAGAGUUGAUUUACUUAUAAGUAAGCAUGCCUCUUUUGUAGUACUCCAAUAGGCAGUAAAACAAAAAACUAAAAAACAGAAGAUCUAGCUGUAUAAGAGUUAAAUUUACAUGCAACUCUAAAACAUAUAUGACUUAAGAAAAUUUAUAAUUCAGCACCAAUCUAUGACAUUAUUAAUAGGCUCUUGGUAAUAUAUAAGUUAGAAAAUAAAUGGUUAUAGUCAUACACUUAGCUAAGAUGUAUUGCAGUGCUAGGAGUUUUAUGUUUUUUGUCAUUGUCAACUAAUGAAUGAAAAUACAAAGCAAUUUUAAAGAGCCACAAUUUAUAUUUACACAAAAUUAAGCGGUUUGAAAAAUCUUGAUGAUUCAGCUAAUCACAGGUAUUUGAUACAUUAUUUAAUAAUAUUUGCCUUGGCAGUACUAGUGUUUUAAACUAUUAAUAAUCCAUUGGGAAGUUUUGGUUUUCUUCAAGUUUAGUAAAUCAGUAAGAAAACGAAUAAAUGAUCUUGAUGGUUUUGUUAAAAAUACAGUUCACGGAGUCUGUUAGAAUAAAAGGAAACACUUACACAGUUGUCCCUCAUUAUCUGUGUGGGAUUGGUUCCAGGAUGCCCCAAGGAUACCAAAAUCCACAGAUGCUCAAGUCCCUUUUAUAAAAUAGCAUACUAUAACCUACACACACCCUCCCAUAUACUUUAAAUUAUCUCUGAGUUACUUACAAUAUCUAAUACAAUGUAAAUGCAAUAUAAUUAGUUGUAUUGUUUAGGGAAUAGUGACAAGAAAUGUACAAAUACAUUUCAAGUACAUGUACAAGUCUGUAUGUGUUGAAAACAGAUGCAGCCAUCCAUUUUUUUUCCCCUGAGUAUUUUCAAGCAGUGGUUGGUUGAAUCGAUGGAUGUGAAACUUAUGAAUAUGGAGGACUGACUGUAUGUGCUUUUAUGCUUUCAGUACUGUUUAAAGUCACUGAGAUAGUAGAGCCAUCAUUAGAACCCAUAUAGUCAGAGUGAAUACCUUAAUAAUGUUUAUUGUAUGUUUUCCCAAACAAAUGAAUAGAAUAAUUUUAGGUAAAAUUGUGUAUUAAAAGAUUGUAAAUGGUUAGGUUUCCAUUAGUUUGAUUUUGAGAGAAAGAUUUCAGAGAAUCAUUAGGUCCUUCUGCCUUUUUCAGAACAGUCAACGGACUGAAGGGUCUUAAGAAAAGACCUCAGGGAUUUCUUAUAGAGAUAAUUUGAGUGACAAGGUAUUGUUUCCACUUUUUUAUAUGCCCACCAGCUUGCCCUUCCGUAAUUGGCACCUUUUAAUUUCUGACAAUGUUGUAAAAGGUGAGUUAUAGCAAAUCACUAUUAACUUAUCUCAAAUGUUUCUAAUCUCAUCCCUUCCUCAUAAUUAACUUCCUUUUUUUCCUCCUCAUUCAUUUUAGUUAUUUUUAUUUUUAAUUGUCAAAGAAAUAGUUGCUCAUAAAGGAAAUUUAGGGAAUGUUUAAAAUGAUAAAAAAGAGACUAAAUUACGCAUAGUUCUCUUACCCAAAUAUAAUUAGGUGUGAUGAUAAUGACUGUUGAUUUUGGUUUUCUUUUCUUCCAUUUCCCCCCUAUGGAUUAGGGCUUUUUCUAAAGGAUUUUUAAAUAUGGGUAUUUAUAACUUAAACAUUUUUCCAUAUUAUUGCAUAUUGUUUAUGAAUAUUUCUGUAAAUAAGGCUUUUCCACAUUUAGUAUUAUUUUCUUACAAUUUUUAAGGAAGAAAUACUGAAGCAAACAGUAUGAAGGUAUUUUAAGAUUAUUUAUGUAUAUUACCAAAUUGGUUUCCCAAAGGAGUGAUCAGUUUAUCUUCACACUAAUAAUGUAUCAAACUAUGAUGAUUCAUUGCAAACUUGCUAGCAGCAAUUCUACAUUAAUAAAUAAAGGAAUUUGAUUUUUUACUUAUUUUUUCCCAGCCCCUAUACGGAAUUUGUUUAGUUCUUUGCAAUUUUUUUUUCUUCCCUACGCUAAAACAGAUAGAUAGGUAGGUAGGUGGGUAGGUAGGUAGAUGGAUGGACGGACUGAUGGAUGGAUGGAUGGAUGGAUGAACUAGGAUGGAUCUGCUGAGCCUCGUUUAAACCAAAUUAUCUCAAAUUCUUUAUUUCAGAAGUCUUUAACUCAGAUAAUCUUCUCACUAUUGUUAUCUCACCAUUUACUCUGUGCUGCUGCUGCUUUGUUGUUUAAGGCCAUGCAUUGUUUUAAGAACACUGAAUUCUGUCAAUGCUGUUCUCCCAUUAUUACUGCUAUCUUCAGCAUUGUCUAUUUCAUUGUAUCUUGUAUGUGCCACACAACCACCUAGAUAUUGUGUUUGAGAAAGGCUUCGAAAUUUUCUUCUAUUGUAUUCUUCUGCCUUUGUUGCAGUGAUAUCUCUACUCGCCUUUCAAGGUAGGGGAGGAUAUUUUCCUAAGCAGAAAAUUUUGAGGCCUGUGUCCUUGGAGAGUUUGUGAAUAUCAAGAUUUCAGUAGUUAAGCACUGACCCCAGGCCUGGUAUUGAUACUUAGGAUUUCCCUAACCUGCAGAACCAUGGGAAUACUAUCCAUAGUGUUAGAGCUGUGGUAAGCAAAUCAGCUUUCACAUUAGAAAAGUCACACCUGAUGUGGUUGUCUAACAAGCAAGCAUGCUUGCAGGUCUGUACUGUUUCUCUUCUUUAUGUCUUUUACAUCUCUCUGGUUCCUAGGAGUGCUUUGUAUAUAGUGGCUACUCAAUUAUUUGUUGAGCCGAGUACAGAGUGCUCUCUGUAUAGUAAGUCAUCUAUUUCUUGAGCCGAAUUGAAUUUAAUUGUCAGAGUUAACAGUAUUUCUUGGGUCUCUUCCAGUAGCUCUUUCACCUCCAGCUCACUUGAGGGUAUGGUUGGACUGAAGAUUACUUCAAGAUUAUUUUCCCCAGUGCCUUGCUGUUACCGACUUGGGAAGCUAUGGAAAAGAAUAUUUUAGGAGAGUUGAAUGAUGAUUUAAUAUACCUAUCAUUUAAUAUAGCUUCCCACUUAAAUUGCAUUUUUCCUUCCACAAUUGACAUUCAGUGGACUUACAGGCUCUUCUUGAAUAUGCAUCUGAAAGGGGGGUGAAUACACUUUGGGGUAGCUCAGGUUUUUUCCAUAAUGUUUAUUUAUAUUCAGCUGAAAUGAAUAUAUUUUUGGCUUAUUCCCAUUGUGAUUAUAUAGGAAGAAUGAGAAUUUUUGUUUUACCCAAGAACUUUCUAUAUACCUUAGUAAAAGCAUUGUUUCUGUUCAGGCUUCUCUUGAUCUUGAACCAUUCUUGUAAAAUAUGGUUUUGAAGCUCAUCACCAACUUUUCCCUGACUGUGCUCUAAUAAUACUUCUUUUAAUGGUGCUCAGAGCUGAAUAAAAUGUUAUGUGUGUGAUAUGACUAGUAAUAGAUGAGAGCGAGACUAUCAAUCAUUUUCCCUUGGCUUAUAAACUAUUCUGCUAUUUACUCAGGCCAGAAAUAAAUUACAUAUUUUGGUAGUUAUAUUUUAUCCUUUAAUAUAUCGAGUUUAUUUUCAAUAAAUCUAUAUGUCUGUUUUACACCUGCUUAAUUUAUAUUCCUUCUCCAUAUAUGUACAAUGGUUUUUUAAAAACAAAUUUUACAUUGUUAUCUCCCUUCAACUUCAUCUUGUUAGAGUUGGCUCAGUUUUUCUAGCAUUUCUGAAACCUUUGUUCCAUUUCUAAUACAGUCAUUGAACUUUUGACUUCUGCAAAUGUGAUAUACAUUUUUUUUCAACUUCUAUUGUAGGUUCAGGGGCUAUAUGUGCAAGUUUAUUACUUGGGGAAAUUUCAAGACACUGAGCUUUGGGGUAGGAAUGAUCCCAUCACCCAGGUAGUGAGCAUAGUACCCAAUAGGUAGUUUUUCAACCCUCAUCCCCUUCCUUCCUCCCUCUAGUGGUCCCCAGUGUCUGUUGUUCCAGUCUUUAUAUUCACAUGUACCAAUGUUUAGCUCUCUCUUAUAAGUGAAAACAUGUGAUGUUUGGUUUUCUGCUCCUGAGUUAAUUUGCUUAGGAUAAUGGCCUCUACCUACAUCUGAGAACAUGAACAGAUGCUUCUCAAAAGAAGAUAUAUGUGUGGCCAACAAAGAUAUGGAAAAAAAUACUCAACAUCACUUAGCAUUAGAGAAAUGCAAAUCAAAACCACAAUGAGACACCAUCUCACACCAGAGCGGCUAUUACUAACAAGUAAAAAAAAAAAAAAAAAAAAACAGAUGUUGGUGAGGUUGCAGAGAAAAGGUAACACUUACAUACUGUUAAUGCUUAUUUUAUAACAUCUAAUUUGAUGUAAUCCAGAUAUUUGGAUUUGUCAGAUGAGAAUAAUUUUCUAAGCUUAUACUACAUAUUGGAUUAUAAAUUUUUUAAAGGCCUUCUGUUUACCCAUUUAGCAACCAAAGUAUAAUUUAAUGUAUGAUUAUUUGAUAGCAUUUACUUCAAGAAAUAUUACCAUUUGUAUUCCAUAACUACACUUAAAAUUUGGAAAGAUUUUAAUACAGAUACCUUUAGCAUUUGGGACAUAUUUUGCAGAGAGAUUUUCAAGAAUGCCUUUUAGUGGAGAUUUGUAAAAUGAAAGAUAAUAACUUUUGCGGUUUAGUGCAGUUCUGCCCAAGGACAAAUGAAUGAAUGGAUGACUUUUCAAAGUAAUCCUUACAGAGUUAUAAUUUGUGAUGCUUUCCCCAUCCUUAAUUAAUUGUUCUCUUUAACUACUUUCACAGUAAAGCCCAUCUACUCUCAGAGAUUAAACUAUCAUCCUUUUGCCAAGUAUUCCAAAAUAGAACUCUCCAAAUCUGGCCUUGUACCUUUUCUCCAGGAACAUGUACUAUGCUGCCUUUAAUGAGCCUUCUUAUUCUGGAUUUUCCAUAAAAAUUGAUACCUGAACAAUUUCAAAGGAAAAUCAUUAUCACCGUUUCUUAUUCCUUACACUGCUCAUCUCUUUUUUUGUUGUUGUUAUUGUUAAUGUCAUUGGUACCACUGCCUUCUUAUAUUUCCACUUUAUAGCCCUGUCUGUUUAAUAAAUGUUAAUUGAAAAAAAGACUAUCUGGAUUUUUUCUUAUACCUUAAUCACUAUUUCAUUUAGAAUCCAGUUUGUAUACUUCAUUCUUCACUGUCUUUUAAGAUACCUUCUCUGGGUAACCAGAUCACCUUUUUUCACUUCUUCCUUAGAAAGAUUACCUUCUUUUUUGGAAUCUUUCUGUGUAGUUUUAUUAUAUUCUCUAUGUGCUUUGAAUGAUAACUUUAGGUUAACUGAUAACUUAUGGAUACAGCCUCCUACCAUGGCUAAAAUUCCUUUCAUAACUAUCAAGGUAGCCUCUUCAAUUAUUAUAAAGUUCUGUGACUUAGAAGAUACUUCCUAAUUAAUGAGCCCCAAAAUCUUCCUAUUGAUCCUAUUGACAUAGGAUCAAAUGUCCACCAUUUGAUCCUAUGUCAUAUCUCUGUGGAAACACAGAAAUAAGUCUCCCUUUAUGAUGUAGCUCUUCUGGCAUAUGAAAACUACUGUUAUAUCUGCCUUCUCUUCUCAGAUUAAACAUCUUUAUUUCUUUAACACAUUGCUAAUUCAUUCAUUCAGCAAAUAUUUAUUGAGCAUUUUUUUUUGAGGCGGAGUCUCGCUCUGUCACCCAGGCUGGAGUGCAAUGGCACGAUCUCAGCUCACUGUGACCUCUGCCUCCCGGGUUUGAGCAAUUCUCCUGCCUCAGCCUCCAGAGUAGCUGGGACUACUGGCGUGUGCCACCAUGCCCGGCUAAUUUUUGUACUUUUAGUAGGCUCUGGGUUUGACCAUGUUGGCCAGGCUGGUCUCGAACUGCUGACCUCAGGCGAUCCGCCCGCUUCGGCCUCCCAAAGUGCUGGGAUUACAGGCAUGAGCCACCAUUCCCGGCCUAUUGAGCGUCUUUUACGUGCAAGUCAUUGUUUAGGUAUUUGGAAUCUGGUGAACAGGAAUGAUAAACUCUUUUCUCAUAGAGCUUACAUCCAAAUAGAGAUAAAAAGUAUUCUAGAUUAAGAAGUCAGCAAGUAAAACAAAAUAAGAUAAUUUCAGAUUAUGAUUAAUGCCAUGAAAAGAAUAGAACAGGACAUCAGGAUAGAGAAGUGAUAGAGAUGGGAGGCAGCUUCUCCAUGAACUUUGGUUUACAAAUAUCUCAUCAGUUUGGUUGCCUUCCACCACAACAACAUGCACGGACUUGGCACUUUUAACGUUCUUAUGGUGAAAGACUUCUGAUCUGCUAAUGUCCUCUGUGUACAUAGGAAAGUAUGGAGCUUCUUAGUUAUGUGGGAGAUGAAGCUGUCUGAACUACAUCAGUGAGGGAACUAUUAAAGAAGGAGACACAAAAAUUUAGACCUUUUGCAGUUAUUGUUAGACGCAGUAUUCUCUUGCUCACUGUGCUCUAACAGUGGGAUGAGUAGUUGCCAUAUUUGGACAAUGUACUUCCUUUAGUGCAGCUCCACAUGUAAUCAGCUGUUCCAACAACAGGUCACUCUAGCUUUAUAGUGAACUUAUUUAGGUCUAGAUCUCACUUGUUUCGAACUUGGAAAAUCAGUUUAUUGAACACAGUUGCAGGGCUUUGCAGUUAUUCCUUACUUACUCAGCACUUCCUUCUACUUUAAUGUGAUCUUUUCUAAUGUUUUUAAUAGAUUUAGAAAGCUUACGUUCCCUGUUGUCUUUAAAGUUAGCAAAAAUGAUGUAAACAGAAGAGUACCUAGGCAGAACUUACUAAAAAGCUUUCUUCUAAAUUGAUUUUUCUUUAUUUAAUUAGCACAUUUUGAGUAAGGCCAUAUGUCUACCUCAAACUGUACCUGAACGUGUUAAUAUCUAGUUCCCAUUUUUUCCCUGUUGUUUCAAAUAUUUUAUAAAAUGUUUGCUAAAGAGAGUGAAGCAUAGGCUGGGCAUGGUGGCUCACGCCUGUAAUCCCAGCACUUUGGGAGGCUGAGGCAGGUGGAUCGCUUGAGGUCAGGAGUUUGAGACCAGCCUGGGCAACAUGGUGAAACCCCAUCUCUACUAAAAAUACAAAAACUAGCCAGGCGUGGUGGCACACCCUUAUGAUCCCAGCUACUCAGGAGGCUGAGGUAGGAAAAUUGCUUUAACCUGGAAGGUGGAGGCUGCAAUGAGCCAGGAUCAUGCCACUGCACUCUAGUCUGGGCGAGAGAGUGAGACUUUAUCCACAGCCCCCCCACUCCCCCCCCCCAAAAAAAGAGUGAAGCAUAAUGGUUUAGCCUGCCCUCUAGAGUCAAACUGAAAUUUUUAUUCGUCACUUGUUACCCGUGUAAUACUGGGCAUGUUACCUAACCUCUCUGACUGUUGGUUUCCUAAUAAUUGUAUUGGCUUUAUAGGGAUAUGUGAGAUAAUGAUAUAUAAAUCACCCCUCACAGUGUCUGGCAUAUAGAAAAGUCCAAUAAAUGUUAGCAAUAGCAGCUGUAGUCAUUGUUGUUCCUGGCUCACAGAAAUUAAAUAUAGUCUAUUUUGGGCUUUCCAGAUCUUAAAAACCCUUUAAGGGCAUGUGCACACACACAAAUAUAUACACAGCUAGUUUUCUGCCAUUUAUUCUUAGGGAUGGACACAGUAAAAACAUCUUUAUUUUUUAAAUCUUAUAUGCCAUCUGUCUAGAAUUUUACUAGAUGAAGCAUCAAUGUUACCAUCUCUGAAAUCCAUAUGUUCUUAUUGAAAGCUUAAAAUGUGUCUUCUCUGUAGUCAUUUAUCAUCUUUUCAGGAGUCUACAGUUUCUCAAAGAUUAAUAAUACUACGAGAUCUUCUAGUAGCUACUUUGAUAUUUCUUUGUUUGAGCCUAGUUAAAAAUAAGACAUGGGCAUGAGAGGCUGCAAAUAAAGUUGAGAAUUGCCUGGGUGUUUCACUUAGCCGUGAUUCUCAGGUCUUUGUUAGACAAAGAGUAAAAUUAGCUAUACCAGGGAAGAGAAAUAACAUUUCUACUAAAUAAAUGUAAAAGUAACCACUAAUAAAUACUAAAUAACAAAGCUACUGUAUGACAAGUACUGUAAAUUUAUAUCAUAUAUUAAUGUUAUAUAAUAUGUCUAAUCCUUUUAGCAACUCAUUUUCAUAGGUGGGAAAAUUGAGCAUCAGUAUUUAAAUAUCUUGGUUAACACACUUCUACUAAGUGGUAGAAUCUAUAGAAUUUGAAUCCAGUUUUGUCUGACACCAAAACCGUGUCCUUUCUACCUAAUAUAUGCUACCUCCUCUACUAUUUGGCAGUUAACAUUAUACUGACAUGUAUAUUAAACUGAAACUAUAUAAAGAGAAGCUAAUAAAGGCUUUUUUGCUAUAGAAGAUACUUCUAGAGUCAGAGAAUUGAUGAGGAUCCAUGAGUAAACUCGGCAAAUUUCCCUCAAUAGGAAAAUGUUAGCAUUUUAGAAAUAUUAUAAAAUCAUGAAAUCUUAGGGUUGGAAGAAACCUUCUUGAUUAUGAGUUUUGUUUUCUGGCCACAUAGCAAUUAUAUAUGUGGGAUUAUAUUAUAAAGAAUUUUAUUAUUGCUGUAUCUGUAAUAUUUUGAGAUUUAAGUUAAAUUGUUGCUUUUGUUUACUUAUUUAUUUACCUCACUUUGUAUUUUAACAGUUUAUUUUGUGUAGUCUAAUGGUUACACAAACAUUUGUGUGUAACCAUUAGGAUAAACAAAUAGAGAUUUCAGAAUUCUUCCACAUGUAAGAGAUGCCCUAGUGCUCUAAUUUAUAAUAGAGGGACUGUUAUGGCUUAUACCAAAAUACUAGAAGAGAGUUUUGCUUGCAAAACGUGUAUACAAAUAGGCUGAUUUCAUAUUAAAUAAUUCUACUUUAUUAUAAUAAUUCAUCCUGAUCAUUGUUCAAUAAUGAAUUCACAUUCUACCUUGGUUUUGUGAUUGUGCUGGUGUUGUAGUACAAAUUAUAGUUAUUAUGCACUUCAAAUUUAAAUGUUAUUGAUGAAGUAAAAUUAAACACAUUCCAUAUGACAGCGUGGGCAGAUAUUUUUGUGUAGUAUGAAACAGUGAAUUUCAAAUAGUAGUUAAUUUCUUAAACCAAUAUUAAGCAUUAUAUCCCUAAAGAUAAAAAAGUUUAAACCCAGAGAAGAAAUCAUAGACACUACAUCUGUAUCUACCUCUUCUCUCUUUCUCUCCCUCUCUCUCUCUCUUUCUCUCUCUUUCUCUCUCUGUAAAAUCAUUCCAGUUUCUUCUGCUUAGAACGGUAAGUUCCAUGGGGCAGGGACUUUGUCACUUUCCCCACUGUGUUUCUACCACCUAGUGCAGGAUGCCAUACAUGGUAGAUGUUCAGUAAAUAUUUGGGGGCAGACUGUGUUGGCUUUGCAGAUAAUUGUUAUACUAAAAAUGAGGGGAAUAUUUUUUCUUUUGAGUAGAUUACACUGCUAAUCAUUUCAGAGUUUUGCUUGAAUAUUUCUGAGGGUUUAUGUUUUUUCCCCCUCUGAAUUUCUAGAUGCCAUUAGCAAAAUGUUUCAUACAAAAGUUAACUGAAUGUUUAUAUUUGUGGUAAGUAUAUGCUUAUGUGUAUUUAUGUUCAUGUCUUUUUAUCUAUUAAUAGAAAAAUGUGGCUGUUACUGUAUUUUGUCUCCCAUCAAUUGCUAAGGGUUAGGUAACUAUUGCUUUGAUUUAUAGUCCCAGGUAAUAGGUUUAAAUCUUUGUGCUUAUAUAUAAUUGUAUAUGAAUAUAUUGCUGACAAGGGAAAUUAUUUUGGUUAUCAAAUAUCAGAAAGUUUCAUAUUAUUGCCUGUAUCUUUCUGGUAACAAGGCCACUAUUUUCUAGUAAAUCAGGUAUUUUCUCUGAUGUGAAUUAAUCCUUUAAGCCACUAAUCCAACAUUUCUCAGAAGUAUAAACGUGGACAGUUUACAUCAGAUUCACUGGUAAUGCUUAUUAAAAUUAACAGAUUUUCAGAAACUACCUUAGUCCUCCUAAAUCAGAAUAUCUAGAAUGUGAGUCUCUGAAUUUGUGACAAGCUCUGCAUAUGAUUUCUCUGCAAUCAGAAGUUUGAGAAUCAUAGUAUGAAACUUUCCUGAAAGUGUCUUUGCCCUUGGGAGGGGUUCCAUCCUGGAAGCUCUACAGAAGAAAUCCCUAACUAUAAGCUCUCUGCCCAUUUAAGUUCCAAAGUAGUCAGUCUUAAGACACUGAUUGUGUCAGUUUGAAUUACAGCCAAAGGUACAUUAUUUCCAAAAGCUGUUGGACUGGAACAAAACAAGAACAUCAAAAUUGCUCACUAGACCAAUAUUGAAAGCAGACAAAAUUGCACUCAGUUCCAGUUCCUGACAACAUCCCAGGAAAUGUCUCAGCUGCCUUCAUCGGGGAUUGUCACUGCCAAAAAUGCUUUACCCCUUUAAAGCCUCGUGAGGAACUAGGCACUCUAGAACUGAGCUGACUGGAGGAAACAAAAAAAAAGUUCUACUUUUUUCAGGUCUACAAGAGCAGAGCUUUCUCUGGUACUAUGAGAAUUUCAGCCUAAAAAUUCCUUGUAUAUGAGAUCUUGACCAUAUGAUCAAAUCCUCUCUACAGCCAUGAUCCAUCUUGAAUAUUUUACCACUUGCACAGGGCUACUACUGCAUUUGGCAGGGUACCGAAUACAUCUCCCCAUCUCACAAUGUCAUUCCAUGUAUCAAUCCAUCUUUUUCUCACUUCUCUGUCAUCAGCUAUAAACUGAUUUUGAAUUUCAGGGUUUAAAUCAGGAACUCUUACUUUCUAGCCCCUCAAAAGCCAGUUUAGAAAAAAUGUAAUUUUACAUAUGUACAUUCUAUGUAAAUUUGUUUGUAUCAGAGAAGUGGUAAUGCUACCUUUUAUAUACAAAGGUGAUGAUACUGAAUUAAAUUUUCAGAAGUAAUGAUGAGUUUUUAUUCAUGCAUCCAUGUUGUAAUCUCUGGCCUUCCUUGAAUUCAGGGGCAUUCUAAAAUGCAGUGUUUUGGCCUAGCACAGUGGCUCAGGCCUGUAAUCCCAGCACUUUGGGAAGCUGAGACAGGUGGAUCACCUGAGGUCAGGAGUUCGAGACCAGCCUGGCCAACAUGGUGAAACCCCGUCUCUACUAAAAGUACAAAAAUUAGCUGGAUGUGGUAGUGGAUGCCUGUAGUCCCAGCUACUUGGGAGGCUGAGGAAGGAGAAUAGCUUGAACCUGGGAGAUGGACGUUACAGUGAGCCAAGAUGGCGGCAUUGCACUCCAGCCUGGGUGGACAGAGCAAGACUUUGUCUGUCUGGAUAAAAAAAAUCAAAAUAAAAAAUAAAAUACAGUGUUUAGUUAGAGAACAGACCAUACCAAUUAAUUUUUACAUAAAUUAAAUCCAUGACUUGACUGGCAUUUUGCCCUAGCCAAAUUAACUAACCUCAGAAGUUGGAUUUUGCCUCUGUGUUUCAUAUUCUCAGUCAAGAAUUAAGAGUACUGACAUUACGUAUUAAGCUUUUUUGUAUCCCCUGGGGUAACUAACUAGCAUGGUGGCUUAUACAUUGCAGGUAUUUAGAAAAAAAAACACACUUUGAUUUAUUGAUAUUGAUUAUGUUUCAAUACAAGGGCAGUUCAGCUACUUUGCAUGGAUUUCUUUGGGAAGGAUUUACUAUGAUUUCUAUUUAUAUAUUCUUGUAUGUUUUUGUGUUUGAGUUCAGUCAUACUUAUCACUUACCCAUCUUCUUACUGAAGCUCCCUUUUGAUCGAAUGUGAUUAUUGCAUUGAUGGUAUAUUAGUUGUUUUGAAGAAUUAGUAUUUCUUUCUAAUUCAAGCCUAUGAUGUGCCUCAGGCUGGUGAUAAAAUGAUGGUAUUAAGACAAUGUUCAUCCCCUUCAACAGGGAAAGUAAAACUAUUCAGCUUGCUUUUGAAUACCCAGUAUACCUGUUAGUAAUUUAUUUAGGAAGGUAAUAGUCUCUUCAUAUAUUAGAAAUUUUGCCACAUUAAACAAAAUCUUAGAAAAGUCAGUAUUUAUCAGAAUUUAAUAUUAGGAAAUUGUUUUUCAAAUGAAUUGAACAUAUCCAAAUCAGAGCUAAAUACUGCCACAAAUAGCUCUAAUUUUUUCACCUUCAAGCAAACCACAUUGAGGUGUUAGCUAUUGGCUCUGAAGUAGUUGUUCUAUAUACUGUAGGUGUUGGAGGCCCCUCCUUGGCGGACUUUGAAACAGUAGAAACUCAUAAUGAUUGCAUUCUCUUAGGAAUCUUACUUAAUCUGGCUGCAGCAUGCAGAAUUUAUUGCAGGAGUCAGACCAGAUAGGAGACUGUUAUGGACUGAAUGCAUGUGUGUCCCCCUCUCCUGGCGUUCUUAUAUUGAACCCAUAAUCCCCAAUGUGACUAUGAGGAGGUGAUAAAGGUUAGAUGGGGUCAUAAGUGUGGGGCCCUGAUUGGAUAGGGCUGAUUCCAUUAUAUGAAGAGGAAGAGACAUCAGAGCUCUCUUUCUCUACAAUGUGAAGACACAAUGGAGAAGUGUGUAAUGCAUGGUAUGUAUAAGCCACCAUGCUAGAGAAAGUGGCUGUCUGCAAGCCAGGAAGAGUCCGCACCAGGAAUGGAAUCAGCCAGCACCUUGAUCUUGGACUUUCCAGCUUCUAAAACUGUGAGAAAUAAAUUUCUGUUGUUUAAGACACCCAGCUGUAUGUUUUUGUUGCAGCCAGGGCAGACUGAGACUGAGACAGAGAACACUGUCAUAAUCUAAGCUUGAGGUGGUAAGGAGUGUGGCAUCAGGAAAGACAGCAAUGAGACGGGUAUAGUGGGAAAGGAAAGAAAAUGGUAUAAGAGAAGAGUCCAUGGGACCUAGUGGCUGACAGCAUGUGGGGCGAAGGAUGACGUAUAUUAUUUGUAUUUCCCAAAGUGGGGAAAAGUUUUUUAACUCCAGUUUUGUUGAGGGUUCUGCCUUCCAGGCGCCCAGGUUUGGUGAUUUGCUAGGACUAACAGGACUCAGCAUAUAGUCCUCAUUGCUAUAUUUAUUACAGUGAAAAUACAUGAAGCAAAAUCAGUAAAGGGAAAAGGCACAUGGGGCAAAGUCUGGAGGAAACCAGGCACAUAAUUCCGAAUCUUCUCCCAGUUAAGUUGCACAGGAUGAGCUUAAUUACUCCAGUAUCAAGUUGUGAAAGUAUGGUGAAGUGUUAUGUGCCAGAGAAGCUUGCUUGAGCCCAGGAGUUCAGGGUUUUUAUCCAGAGCCCGUCACAUGGGCACCCUUUGCCUAGAAUAUACCAAAAUUUCAGACUCUCAGAAGGAGUUUAACAUGAAUCACAUUGUUUGUACAACAGUUUAGGUACAAUAAACCACACUUAUCAGGGAAUAAUGGCAACUGUGCUGAAAUUCAAGUUUCCAGUUGCCAGCAAAGGGCUAACCUUUCAAGCAUUUCAUUCUAAGAAUAGCAGUCUCAGACCUACAAUGUUAACUGUUUUUUGCACAGUAAUAUUUUAAACUAGAAAGGGAACAUUAAAUAUAUGUCACUCUGUUUUUCUUAAUGAAGUUUAUGCAUAAUAGAAACACAUUUUAACCCUAAUUAUUGUCUUCAGUUGGCCACACAAAAGGAUAUUUUUGAGAAGUGUUAGGAAGAGAAAAACAGCUCUGAAUACAAUGAAAUGUUGCCAUGCGUUUAAAGUCAGCCACGGAACAUAAUUUUAGGUUAUAUUCUCCGAUAGAGUAAGAGUUAUGCACACAGUAUCUUUAGUAAUAAAUACCUGGAGAGCUCAAAGAGGUAAGAUGUCUUUGCUGAAAGCACCAUCUCUUGAUGACAUAGGAUCUCUGUAAACCUUGCUGGUGUGCAGAAUUCCUCAUAUGUCAGGUGCACAAUCCCAAAGCUUUCCUACUUUGUACUUCAGGUUCAAAGAGAUUUUUAAAGCAGCAUCUUAUUUUCUUGAUUUUGGUAUAGCAUCUACUGCCCAGAGCACUAGACAAGUCUCAGUUGGAAGUGGGAAGUAGAAAUAGCAUAGGUUCAGGAGCUUCCAGAAAACAGGAUGCCCUGACAGUGUUUUCCUCUCCUAUACCACGUGUGGCCCUUUCUUUCCUUGAGAUGUUACCUUAGAGGUUUCUCUUGCUAGUUAAUAGAAAGAUAGUUUUGGGGCAGACCACAAAUUCUAGGUAUGGUUUGAGGUAAGCAUAAUUUGGCACAUAUAAUUACAUUAUGUUAAACUUUAAAAGUUCUCAAACUUUAUUUUAAUGCCAACCACAUCUUGUUUAGAAUCCACAUAUGUAAAACAUGUAAAAGCUCAGCUGCUGAGCAGGUUGAGCUGAAGUAAGCUGAGGAGUCCUGCAAUCAUUCGCCCCUAAAGCUCCUGCAGAGAAUCUUACAAGUUCUUGGAGAUUGCUUCUCCCCUCUAACUCCCUUGUAGUAGAGAUGAGAAAAUGAAUGAUCAGGAAAUUAAUCUAUAUCAAUUAGUUCUUUCAAGUCUUUACAAACCCUUUUCUAGAACUUCUUUGACUAACCCCAUUUUCUCCUGUAGCUGUUCCUGUAACGUUUUAUAUAAACAUAGUGCUUAUCAUUUUGUUUUAUACAUAAAUGUUUGUGUUGUCUCCCUCAGAGUCCCUAACCUCAGUCUAUUUUUUAAAAUUAAUUUUAGAUCCUCAGUGCUUAAUGUAAUCCUAGUAUAUAGUAGGUAGUUAAUAAAUACUGCAUUAAAAUGAAUAAAUUUAUUCAAUACUUUCCUUGGAAAUUAUUUAUUCAAUUUGUAGUAUCAUUUUGCAUUCUUGAUAUCUGAAUUUCGAAUGGUUCUCUGUUAAUUUCUGAGGUCGUUUAUUUAUUCAACUACAUUGUCAGCUUUUUAAAAAUCUUUAUUGCCUAUUCCCCAACAUAAAACCCACAAUAAUAGGAGUAUUUUGGCUAACCAAAGAGAAUUCCAUAGAAAAUGUCAUGAUAACUGUAGCUUUACUUCCUUCUUACUACCUCUCAAAAUAUUCCUGAUGUCAACUAGUAAGAGUGCUCUGCUGUUUCUUUUAUGAGGCCAGUAUGUAAAGAAGCAGUGUAUAACUGAAAUAAAAUAAAUUUGUCUCCAGGAUCUACCACUUACUACCUAUUGACCAUGGUCAUAAUAUUGAACCUCUAUUAUUAUUAUUAUUAUUAUUAUUAUUAUUAUUAUUAUUAUCAUGUUUGUGAGAUGGAGUCUCGCUCUGUUGCCAGGCUGGAGUGCAGUGGCACGAUCUUAGCUCACUGCAACCUCCGCCUCCCGGGUUCAAGUGAUUCUCCUGCCUCAGCCUCCAGAGUAGCUGGGACUACAGGCGUGCGUCACCAUGCCCAGCUAAUUUUUGUAUCUUUAGUAGAGACAGGGUUUCACCAUGUUGGCCAGGAUGGUCUCCAUCUCUUGACCCUGUGAUCCACCUGCCUCUGCCUCCUAAAGUGCUGGAAUUACAGGCAUGAGCCACUGCACCUGGCCUUCUGAUUCUUAUUUCUGUCAUCUGUAAAGCAGGGAAAGUAAUAUCUGCCUUAUGAUAAGUAAAGGAAGAACAUAUUGUGUGUUUUAAUGUAUGAUUAUAUUAAAUGUAAUGUAUGUUACAAUAAAUAUUUAAAUAUUAA